Scatophagus argus is the source of this 5235-nucleotide messenger RNA. RefSeq names its product rho GTPase-activating protein 7. Bases 235 to 3669 code for a protein of 1144 amino acids. The record is from RefSeq and is a predicted model, not a curated record. The transcript is spliced from 17 exons. Gene Ontology annotation, biological process: actin cytoskeleton organization; regulation of Rho protein signal transduction; signal transduction. Gene Ontology annotation, molecular function: GTPase activator activity; protein binding; lipid binding. NCBI's taxonomy places the organism in Eukaryota, Metazoa, Chordata, Actinopteri, Scatophagidae.
GGAAGAGGAGUGGCAGGGGAAAGGGGAAAUCUUCAACAAUGACUUCAUUAACAUGAUGCCCAACAUGACCAGUGCAACUGGACCUCACUGCUCCUUUACAACACUGGAUUUAUGCCUUUUAUCUGUGGAUUUAAUAUUUAAAACAUCUCAGAGUCUGAUUCUUUGCCACCUCUCAUCACUUGUCAUGGAAGUUUGCUAAAGUUUCCUGCAUCCAUCACUUCAGACCUCAGAAGAAUGUUGAUCACAAAGAUUGAAGCCAAGGAGGCCUGUGAUUGGCUGCGAGCAGCCGGCUUCCCUCAGUAUGUGCAGUUAUUCAAAGACUGCAGGUUCCCCAUCGACAUCGAGUGGGCGAAGCGAGAUCACCACUUCCUGGAUAAGGAUGCCCUUGAUUCACUGUGCAGGAGAUUAAGCACUUUAAACAAAUGCGUGGAAAUGAGGCUGGAGCUGCGCAGAUCAAAACGCAGGGUAGACGACUGUGACGAAGAAGACUUUUGUGCCAUCAGCCCCAACUGGACCUACGACAGGCGGACACGGAGAUGGCGUCGCGUCGACUCCACAGUGGACAUCCUCCCUCUGUCCGACAGCCCCAUCGGACCUCAGGACGUCUCUAUGUGUGAGGUCAGCGACUGCCACGAUGUCUGCUCCAUCCACAGCUCCAGCAGCACCGACAGUGAAGGCCAAGACGGACAUUGCAAGAGUCGCAGAGACGUUGCUGUCAGUGCAGCCACCUCCACAACUACAACAACCUCCAACAACACUGACGACCAGGAGACCAGCAGGAGCUCCUCCCGCUGCUCCUCCACAAAUAAGACGCCGUCCCUGGACACCUCAUUCAGUGGACCCCCUUCCCCUGGUGAAAGUGGUGGAGGAUCAUCUGCCAUGAUGCUGGAGGUUGAAGGCUGCUUCCCAGACAAGCCGCCCAGGAGGAAGGGCACCAGUUUGCUGAAGAAGAUGGAGAAACUGAAGCUGAGGAGCACAACUGGCCUCCUUCUUUCUCACAGUGGUGUCAGUGACAGGCAGACAGGCAGGCCUGUUCUGAUCCAGGAGGAGCGGAUGGAGAACGUGCAGAGUCCAUCAAGUCUGCAGGUUCAUCCCAACAGCUGUGCGUCUUCCUCGCCCUCAUCUCCUCACACCAUCAGCAGCAGCAGCAGUAACAACCACUCAGAGAGCAGCAGCACCGUCAGCACACCCAGUCCGGUCACCCGGGUCAGGAGUAACUGCAAACGCUCCAACAGCGGAGUCGGGGUCGGCGGAGGAACGGGUCGGAACAAGCAGAACUACACAGGAACAGCGGAGGACUUCAGGAACCAGAUCAACAACAACAACAACAGCAUCUAUGAGAGUCUGGUCUUCCAAAUCCCCCAUGGACACAAACCGGGGACGUUUCCCACUUCCCUCGCACACAAACACACCAUCCUGUCCCCCAUCAUCGACAACACCUCCGUCAACUGGAGGACCGGGAGCUUCCAUGGUUACCGGGGACGACACAGUUGCCACCGUGGCACAUCAUCACUGGCCACUGGCGACCGGGACCUCUUGUCUUCCUCUUCCUGUGAUGUCCCCAGCCCGCGUGCUGCACUUGAUCAUCGGCUGAGUAUUUACGACAACGUGCCCGACAACCUGCAGCUGUCUGGAAGUGAGGGGGGCAGUGGUGAAAGUGUCAGUGAUGCAGAACGGACGGGUGAGGAGUCAGAGGUGAGUCGGCUGCUGGCAGAUGAAGAUGUCUUCUCAGCUCUGGACAGCGUUUUGGAAAGCAUCAGUGACCUCCAGCAACUGGUUUCCUCCUGGUCUGAAAACCUGUCCGAGGAUGACUGUCAGAGAGGUUCCUCCUCUACUUCCUCUUCGUCUUCCUCUUCUUCCUCCACCCAGGACUCACCUGCCCACGGCUCCUCAGCCACCUCCCCCUGCCCCUCCUCCCCCAGCCACAUCCAUCUGGAGGUGCAGCAUCGGGAGGAGAUGGAGGAGGAAGAGGAGGAAGAAGAGGAAGAGAGCCCUGAGAAGCUACCAGUGAAUGAAGAAAAGUCAAAGACAAGAUCGCCACAACCCAGGAGCAGCAGAGUGAGCCGGCAGCUACACUGGUCCAGUGAGCAGAGCCUGCCUUCCCUGCCCACCAGUCCAGGAGUGGAGAACCAGUCUGUCUCCCAGUUCCUCCUGCUGCAGAAACUCGCUCUGCUGAAACUCACCGCUCUGAUGGACAAAUACUCCCCGUCCAGCAAGCAGGGCUGGAACUGGACUGUUCCUAAACCACUAAGGAAGACCAAAGCGAUGGAGAUAAAAGGCCGGCGGGUCUUUGGAGUUCCUCUGCUCUUCAGUGUCCAGCGGACUGGGGAGCCACUUCCUCCCAGCAUCCUCAGAGCACUGGUCUACCUGAGAGCUGAGUGUUUGGACCAGGUGGGUCUUUUCCGGAAGUCGGGGGUCAAGUCUCGCAUCCAAUACCUCCGUGAGCUGGUGGAGUCUGACCCAGAUGGCAUCUCAUACGACAGUCACUCUGCUUUCGAUGUGGCCGACAUGGUGAAGCAGUACUUUAGAGACUUGCCUGAACCCAUCUUCACCAGCAAGCUCUGCGAGUCCUUCCUCCACAUUUACCAAUAUUUUCCCAAGGAUCAACAGCUGGUUGCGGCUCAGGCGGCCAUCUUGCUGCUUCCUGACGAGAACAGGGAGGCCCUGCGAACACUGCUGUUCUUCCUGCGGGACGUGGUGGCCUGUGUGGAUGAAAACCAAAUGACUCCAACCAACAUUGCAGUUUGUUUGGCGCCAUCGCUUUUCCACCUCAACACCCUGAAGAGAGACGCCAAUGCACCCAGGUCGAGUCACAGGAAGUACAGCCUGGGCCGCCCAGAUCAGCGGGACCUGAGCGAGAACCUGGCAGCCACCCAGGGCCUGGCCAACAUGAUCACUGAGGCCCAGAGACUCUUCCAGCUUCCAGAGUUUUGGCCAGGUCAAGGUUUAAGUGCUGCAGGCCCCCCUGAAGACUCCCCCUCUGAGGAAGGAGGAGGCCCGGUGUCCUCCAUUCAAAGUGGAGGCGAGGAGGAGCAUCAAGAGAGAAGGAGCAAACUGCAGCAGAGCACCCAGCACCUCCUGAAGGAGACCAGAGAGAAGAGCCGAGGCUGGGAGAGCCACCCAGCUCCGGAGCACGUGGAGCUGGCCUUCAAGAAGAUGGACGACGGCUGCCCGCUGUGGAUGUGGCGCGGCUCUGUGGAGGUGGAGGCCCCGCAGAAGGAGCUGCUCCACCGGCUGCUGAGGGAGCAGGAGCUGUGGGAGGGAAACCUACGUCAGGCCGCCGUCGUCCAGACCUUGUCCAAGGACACCGACGUCUACCGCUACCUCCUACAGGAUCAGGGCUGUGGCCUGGGCUCCCGGCCCCCACAGGAGCACCUGCUGCUCAGGACCUGGCAGGCAGACCCAUCCUGCGGCCCUCUGUACCUGUCCUCGGUCUCCACGGAGCACCCCGAGGUGCUGUUGGAGGGGGUUCGGGCCCACGUCCACUCCUGCCUCUACCUGCUGGAGCCCACCGGAGCCAGGAAGACCCGACUGACGCACCUCUGCCGAACAGAUACCAGGGGCCGGUCGCAGGAGUGGCACUGCAAAGUGAGCGGACAUCUUCUGGCCUCUGGACUCCUGGCGAUCCGGGACUCCUUCAGAGCACACUACAAAGAGACCAAGAUAUGAGCGAGUGAGGACGUGGCUUGAUUUACACCAACCUGGAUCACUCACCCUCAGCUUUGGGUCUGGUUAAACGGCAUCCCUUCUCACCUCACUGCUGGGAAAAGAAAACGACAGCAUCGUUUUCGCAGGACUUUGUCCAAGUUUUAAAAGUGAAACUAGGGGCCCGGAGCUCAGCGAGCGGGGAAGGUGACCUGCGAUGGCUUCCCCAAACCAUUUGUGUCUCUUUGGCUUCUUUUUGACUUACUGCAUGUGUUUACUUUUUUUUUUUUUUUGCCAGUGACCUUGCAGAUUGCCAGCAGCACCUCUGCACUCCCUGCUGCGUCUGUUACGCUUCACACUCGAGCUCACAAAAAAAAUGCAAACCAUGGCGAGCUUUGAAAGAGGACGUUUUGAUGGGAGGAUGAAAAGCUGGAGCCUGGUUUGACUUCUGAUCAACAAGGUUGACAUGGACAGUGUAGUUAAAUUUGUAUAAAAUAUGCUAUAGAGAAAGAAAACCAUGAAUUUUAGGUUAUUAUUUAGGUCAUUGUUCUCCACCGAAUUCAACUUUAGAGAACGAGGCAGAGGAAACACAUGGCAGCUGCAAGGACGGACACAGGAAAAGGGCAGAGGACACUAGGAAACAGACUUUUAGCUGCCAGAUGUGUGGCUUCAGUGGAAAGUGAAGAAGGGGAGAGGACAGAGCGGAUGCUGAACAGACAGGAGGACGACAGAAGCUGAACUAACCCAACAACCAGGCUGAUCUCAAAGGCAGCGCAGCCACUCCAUGAUGGGAUGCCGUAUCCAUUGUGUUGCCACGACGACAGCUUCUGGGCACAAACACCACGCUCGUACCAGAGGGAGCUGCCUCACCUGUAACUGAAAGCAGACAGAGACACUUUGGUUUUGAUUUGUGUGCGUCAUUCUGUACCAAAGCCCGAUGAACUGAACUGAACAGAACUUCUGAGGCGAAAUAAAAUCCCUCAGAGAUUUUUUUUUCUUGAGAAAUUUCCCUUUCAACUUGUGACAGGGCAGCAGGAUCGAGCUGUGACGAGGAAUUAGCACAAGGCCACACACUGUCAGCGUCUCUUUGUCCCGACUGAGUGACUGUUCUUGCCUUUUAAUUCGUCCCUGUGACUUCGUCCUGCUCUCUAACAGGACACACGUGCGUGACAGUUGAGCGAUAUCUACCUCUCCGCAGGACGACGCCACCGUUGCGUGACUUUGAAGGCGAGCCUUUUGUGUGCUUCCUGGCACUGUGACGGAUAUCCGAACAGACGACUUUCCCCCUCGACUUCCUGAAUUUUUUAACGUUUGUAUUUAUUCUUGCCUGUCAAGAGUGUGAUGUACAGUCUUAUUUCAUGAAUGAUACUUCGCUGUCCUACAUUUUUAAGCAUCACUGUUGUGACGCAGGACUGGUGUGUGCACUUCGUCCGUAUUUCAGAUUAUUUAACUUAUGUCUAUCUAAAUACAAAUCUCAUAUCUAAAUACAAAUCUUUAUUUAAUUUGUGAAAAUGUUACCUUGUUUGUUUGUGCGUGUGAAAUCUAAAUUUGUCAGUGCCAAACACUUAAUUAAAAUGUUUAUUUCUCUCC